AGCGGAGUGGACGGCUUCCGGGUUUGGCGGGGCCUUUGUCUCUCGCUGUAGCGGGAGUUCCAGGUUUCGUCCUCAUUUCUCUGUGUCUUCUGCUCCUAGGGGCCCAGCCUCUGUGGCCCUGUGACCUGCAGAUAUUGGGAGAUCCACAGCUAAGACGCCAGGACCCCCUAGAAGCCUAGAAAUGGAUGACCUGAGGUAUGGAAUGUGCCCUCUCAAGGGAGCAAGUGGAUGCCCUGGGGCUGAGAGGAGUCUUCUGGUGCAGUCUUCUUUUGAAAAGGGGCCAUUGACGUUUAGGGAUGUGGCCAUAGAAUUCUCUCUGGAGGAGUGGCAAUGCCUGGACACUGCUCAGCAGGGUUUGUAUAGGAAAGUGAUGUUAGAGAACUACAGAAACCUGGUCUUCUUGGCAGGUAUUGCUGUCACUAAGCCAGACCUGAUCACCUGUCUGGAGCAAGGGAAAGAGCCCUGGAAUAUGAAGAGACAUGAGAUGGUAGCCAAACCCCCAGUUAUAUGUUCUCAUUUUCCCCAAGACCUUUGGCCAGAGCAGGAUAUUAAAGAUUCUUUUCAAGAAGCGAUUCUGAAAAAAUAUGGAAAAUAUGGACAUGACAAUUUACAGUUACAAAAAGGCUGUAAAAGUGUGGAUGAGUGUAAGGUGCACAAAGAACAUGAUAACAAAUUAAACCAGUGUUUGAUAACUACCCAGAGCAACAUACUUCAAUGUGAUCCAUCUGCAAAAGUCUUUCAUACAUCUUCAAAUUCAAACAGACAUAAGAUAAGACAUACUGGAAAGAAACCUUUCAAAUGUAAAAAAUGUGAAAAAUCAUUUUGCAUGCUCUUACACCUAACUCAACAUAAAGGAUUUCAUAUUACAGAGAAUUCCUACCAAUGUAAAGAUUGUGGCAAAGCCUUCAACUGGUCCUCAACUCUUACUACACACAGGAGAAUUCAUACUGGAGAGAAACCCUACAAAUGUGAAGAAUGUGGGAAAGCAUUUAACCGGUCCUCACACCUUACUACACAUAAGAUAAUUCAUACUGGAGAGAAACCAUACAGAUGUGAAGAAUGUGGGAAAGCCUUUAACCGGUCUUCACACCUCACUACACACAAAAGAAUUCAUACUGGAGUGAAACCCUACAAAUGUACAGAAUGUGGCAAAGCUUUUAACCGGUCCUCACACCUUACUACACACAGGAUAAUUCAUACUGGAGAGAAACCCUACAAAUGUGAAGAAUGUGGCAAAGCCUUUAACCAAUCCUCAACCCUAACUACACAUAAGAUAACUCAUGCUGGAGAGAAACCCUACAAAUGUGAAGAAUGUGGCAAAGCUUUUUACCGAUUCUCAUACCUCACUAAACAUAAGGUAAGUCAUACUGGAGAGAAAUUCUACAAAUGUGAAGAAUGUGGCAAAGGCUUUAACUGGUCCUCAGCCCUCACUAAACAUAAGAGAAUUCAUACUGGAGAGAAACCCUACAGAUGUGAAGAAUGUGGCAAAGCCUUUAAUGAGUCCUCAAACCUUACUACACAUAAGAUGAUUCAUACUGGAGAGAAACCCUACAGAUGUGAGGAAUGUGGCAAAGCCUUUAACCGAUCCUCACAACUAACUGCACAUAAGGUGAUUCAUACUGGAGAGAAGCCCUUCAAAUGUGAGGAAUGUGGCAAAGCUUUUAACCGAUCCUCAAACCUUACUAAACAUAAGAUAACUCAUACUGGAGAGAAAUCUUACAAAUGGGAAGAAUGUGGUAAAGACUUUAACCAGUCCCUAAGCCUUAUUAAACAAAAUAACUCAUACUGGAGGGACACUCUGCAAAUGUGAAGAAUGUGGCAAAGCCUUUAACUAGUCCUCAACUCUUACUAAACAUAAAAAAAUUCAUACUGGAGAGAACACCUGUGACUGUGAAGAAUACGGCAAAGCCUUUAAUAAGUUCUCAAUUCCUAACAGACAUAAAAUAAUUCAUACUAGAGAGAAACUCUACAAACCAGAAAGAUGUGACAGUGCUUUGAAAACACCUCAAACUUUUCGAAACAUAAAAGAAAUCAUAGUGGUGAGAUAUCCUAGAAAUGUGAAGAAUUUGAUAAAGCUUUUAAAUGGUUGUCACACUUGAUUGUAGGUCAGAUAAUUUAUACUGGAGAAAACUUCUACAUGUGUGAACAAUGUGACAAAACUUUUAACUAAUGCUCACACCUUACUGCAUAGGAAAGCAUUUAUACUUGAGAAAAAUUGUAUAAAUAUAAAGACUGUGAAAAAGCCAUUAAUAUGUGCUCACAUCUUAACAUCAGAGAGUUCAUACUUAAUGAAAACAUUAUAAGUGUAACUACAGUCAAAAUAUCUUUAAGAAAAUUUAAGCCUUUAAAGUGAAGAGUAUUUUGAAGAACAUUGUAGUAGAAUUGUAAUAUGUUUAACUUGUGUCACAGAUCUUAUUGUACACAUUUUGUAUUAGAGGAAACCUCUGAAGCAGUUGCUCAAGCUUUCAAUAUCGGAAUUUAUACUGAAAAAAAAAAAAAACCCUGUGAAUGUAAUAUAUUUGGAAAAAUACUUUUUCAAAAACUACAGCUUAGAAAACACCAGAGAGUUCAUACUAAAACAUUUUUGCAGAUACAGUAAAAAUUUUAAAAAUUUUUAAUCAAAAAUUAAGUCUGUGUAAAUACCAGAGAAUUUACAGUACAAAUAUAUAUAAGGCACUGACGCUUCAGGUAUUUUACUAAAUCAGAGUGCUGAGUAUAGAAAAUAAUCUAAAACUAAAAUUGGUAAAAUUAUUUGUAUAUAACUUUAAAAGUAGAAUUUUUUUGCAGAGUUAUUACAUUCAAAGUAUGCUUAACUUUUUGAAAAAAUUAGAUUUUUUUGAAAAGUGAAUAAUGAUGUAAUUCAACUCUCAAAUUAUUUCCUGCUGUUUCUUCACUCUUGUUUACAUGUGAAAGCAUGUGAUCAAUUGUUGCUGCAUCAAAGAUAUGAGAGAUUCUUUUUUAUUAGGUGAGCAUUAUUUAUAAACUUUGCUAUGAAAAAGUAAGGACAUUAAAAUAUGAAAUGUGUGAUGAUAAUCUAAGUGAAGAGACUUGUGGUUAACUUAUAAUAUUGAGCAAUGUGUGCAUUAGGUGUUCAGAGUAGUAGUAUUCUGCUUUGUGAGAGGAAAACAUUUUUAAUUUCAUUUAUAAGUAAAUUAAAAUUAGUAUAUUAUACUAAUACUUUUAUAUAAAAUGCAGUAUAUUUUUUAAAUUUCAGAUUAUACGUGAUGUUAAUAUAUUCAACCUUUUUAACAUGUUAAAUACUAUUGUGCAUUCAAUGAAGUGUUAUGCCACAAAUGUUAACCUAUUCCACCUUACUCAAGGGUGUACAUAAAACAUGGUAACAGUAUACUAUUUGGUAACAUAAUGGAUUAACAUCUCUAGUAAUCUCUUUUGCCAGUGGCUUUGACUGCAAAUAAGUUAAAGAAUAUUAUUUCUGUAGGUUAAAAUUUUGUUUUUAUUUUAUUUAUUUUUUUGAGAGGGAGUCUUGCUCUGUCACCCAGGCUGGAGUGCAGUGUCACGAUCUCGGCUCACUCCAACCUCCACCUCCUGGGUUCACGCAAUUCUCCUGCCUCAGCCUCGCAAGUAGCUGGGAUUACAGGUGCCCACCACCAUUCCCAGCUA
Nomascus leucogenys (northern white-cheeked gibbon) is the source of this 3621-nucleotide messenger RNA. RefSeq lists its product as uncharacterized. Gene Ontology annotation, biological process: regulation of DNA-templated transcription. The record is from RefSeq and is a predicted model, not a curated record. NCBI's taxonomy places the organism in Eukaryota, Metazoa, Chordata, Mammalia, Primates, Hylobatidae.